This is a messenger RNA of Pogoniulus pusillus (Red-fronted tinkerbird), 1776 nucleotides long. RefSeq names its product SDE2 telomere maintenance homolog (gene SDE2). Gene Ontology annotation, cellular component: nucleus. The coding region runs from base 60 to 1301 and encodes 413 amino acids. NCBI's taxonomy places the organism in Eukaryota, Metazoa, Chordata, Aves, Piciformes, Lybiidae. The record is from RefSeq and is a predicted model, not a curated record. The transcript has 7 exons.
CCGCGCGGCGCUGUGGUCCCAGGCGCAGGCGCAGUGGCGCCGGUGCGAGCCGGGCGGUGAUGGCGGCGCUGGUGCGGGAUCCCCUGGCCUCACGGGCCCGGCUCUUGCCGCUGCCCCCCGGCGGCUCCGUGCGCUCCCUCCUCCGUCAUCGCGCUCGGGAGCUGAAUAUUCCUGAAGAAAGCUUGUAUGUGAAGUGUAACGGGCGACUGGUUAGUGAUGAAGAUAUACUGCAGGAUGGAGCUGUCUAUAGUCUGGAACCAAGACUUUGUGGUGGAAAAGGAGGGUUUGGAUCUAUGCUGCGAGCGCUUGGUGCUCAGAUCGAAAAGACAACAAACAGAGAGGCUUGCCGAGAUCUCAGUGGGAGGAGACUUCGGGAUGUCAACCAUGAAAAAGCGAUGGCUGAAUGGGUGAAGCAGCAAGCAGAACGAGAGGCAGAAAAGGAGCAGAGGCGCUUGGAAAGGUUGCAGCGGAAGCUUGCGGAGCCAAAGCACUUAUUUACAAAUGCAGAGUACCAGCAGCAGUGUCAUGAAAUGGCUGAGAGACUGGAAGAUUCAGUCCUUAAAGGGUUGCAGGCUACUUCGAGCAAAAUGGUGUCGCCGGAAAGCAGUGACGGUCGAAAACGUCCUGGUGAAUCUGGAAAGAAUGAAACAAAACCUCGGAAAAGAAAAUGUUUUUGGCUGGGAUUGGAAGGAUUGGAUGAUGCUGACAGUUCAGACUGUGAGGAUGAGAGUGAAGAUGAUUCCCCUCAUGCAUCUGAUGGAAGUUGUCCAUCAGGAAGCAGAUAUGAUGGAAUUGCUGGAAAAUCAAAUGAAUGUUCAAGCAGCACUCUGGAUUCUCUAGAGGAUACUCCAGCUAGUAGUGCUGCUGACAAACCACUGGAGCAGCCAGAAGGUACUGAAGGAGAACCACAAGGAGAGACAAACUCAGGUGGGCAAACUGAAAUUGCAAAUGAAGAAAAUAGUAAAAUGACAAAGCCCUUGGAGGAAGAGGCCCAAGAAAAGAAUGAAAUAACCCAAGCUCUAAAAGAGGAGGAGCAAGAAAAUGUUCCUUCUAAGCCACAGGAAACCAACCAGUCAGAGAGCACAGAGAUGGAACCAAUAGAUCUACUGGCAUUCAACUCUGCUGCUGAAAUGGAAGCCCUUGGUUUGGAUAAACUGAAGAUGGAAUUGAUGUCUUUAGGACUGAAAUGUGGAGGCACUUUAAAGGAAAGAGCAGCUAGGCUUUUUUCAGUCAGAGGUUUAUCCAGAGACCAGAUUGAUCCUGCUUUAUUUGCAAAACCCUCUAAAGGGAAAAAAAAGUGAUGCAAAAAAAAUUUUAUGCUUCAAAAUCUUUCAUUUUGUUGUCAUUCUGUAGCAUACUUUGGCAGCCCUGGAUAGUUUUGUUCUAUUCUUAAUGAAUUUUGAUUAUUGUAAGACAGAGUAAGUUGCCAUUGAGUUAUGCAUUCAAUAUGUUCCAUAUUAAAGGAGUGAAACUACUGUCUUUUGAUAAGCUUUACAAAUGGUUAUAACUAAGCCUUGAUGGAACAGGUAGGACAGACUCUAUGUGGAAUGAAAUAACCUGGUGUUUUUUCUGUAAGGUGGUUGUGUGACACUGUCAUCAUCUGCUUCAAGAAAAACAAUCCUUUCUUAGCUUUGUACUGAGUUUCCUUCCAUGUGUAUUCUAGUUUAGAACUCUCAAAUGAGAUACACUGAACUUGUGAUCCAGGCUUAAAAGCUUCUUUAAAUACAUUUUUUUACAUGGCUGAAGCCAGUAUAAAUAAAUAAACACAUAAAUAAC